Molecule: messenger RNA, 3406 nt
Organism: Marasmius oreades (fairy-ring Marasmius)
Lineage: Eukaryota; Fungi; Basidiomycota; Agaricomycetes; Agaricales; Marasmiaceae
Exons: 8
Coding region: 113-3262 (1049 amino acids)
Cellular component (GO): nucleus
Molecular function (GO): protein binding; histone H4K20 methyltransferase activity
Source: RefSeq, a predicted model, not a curated record
UUAAACUCUCCUCUGUCUACCACAACGUCCUCACUCCUUUCCUCCAUACCCAGUAUUUCCACCUCCAUACUUCUUUCCCCUCCACUGACACGCUGCCAUUUGCCCCAUUGCAAUGGCGCCUACUGUGUCGUCGUCGUCGUCGAAAGGGGCCGUUGCAUGGCGUCCCACAAAAAUAAUGAACAUGCGCGAUUUGUCCAAGGACGAUGACUUUUUGAGCCAUCUGUUGGUCGAGAAACUUGGCACAGGUAAUGUUCCCCUUCUGGUGCACAAAAUGGACCCUUCUCGCCGACUACCCAAGGUCCCGGCGCAGGACUUACUGGAUAUUGUCAGACGCCUCGUCAUAGGCAAAGGAGCCUUGAAUAUCGUCGUUCGUCAAACGGUUGAUGACCUCCUUAGGCUAACACCUAUCCGCUACUAUCUUCAAUCCUACACUCAAAAGCAAAUUAACGCGUUCGCCACACAUGCAUCGCGAUAUUUCGAGCUCUACCAGCCUGCAGGCUCCAUAGAAAUCUCACAUACUUCACGCUAUUCCCAUCGCACUGGGAAAUCCGAACUCUGUAUUCUUGCCACGAAGCCAAUGUCACCUGGGACCGUGAUUACAGAGCUGAAGGGCUCUAUGGCAAAUCUCACGGAGGAAGAAGAUAGAGAGCUGAAACGGACGGACUUACGGAACUUUGACAUUCGGAGGGACUUCAGCGUUAUCCAUUCCAAGUCUAUGAAGAAGAACCACCUUUUUCUUGGCCCGGCCCGAUUUGUGAACCACGAUUGUGACAACAACUGUGAAUUAUUUCGCGAAGGCAGAUAUAUCACGUUUCGAGUCAUUAAACCCAUCGCUAUUGGCGAGGAGAUCACAGCGCACUAUGGCGACGGUUAUUUCGGCAAGAAGAACCGUCAUUGUUUAUGCGAGACGUGUGAGAAGAAAGGGCGCGGCGGUUAUGCGCCAGAUCACGACGACAACGAGGCAGAAAUGUCAGAUUCUAGUACGGAUACUGAUGACGAGUCGGGUACAGUUUCCAAUGCUGGAGAUUUAGGCAGGGAAGCGACGAGAAAGAAAAAUCUGGAUGAACGACGCACACGACGUGGCGUGUAUGCUGUGAUGAAUAAGGAAGAAGAUCUUUCAGACGAAAGCGAAAACGAGGAGGAGAACAUUUUACCGCUCGCUGGUGCUCCCGAUAUUCCUGCCGCGGUGGAGAUUGAACUCGCAGCAGAAGUCGGUUCAGAAUUAACUUCGUUGUCGUCAUCCACACCGCUUUCGGAUGUGAUCCAGCUAAUCGCAUCAACCUCUUCAGCAUCUCGUUCGACGUCAUCCCUCAGCUCCUUAUCCAGCUCAGUCUCAGCUGUCGAAGAAAAUACGACAUUGUCGACUCCGCAAAGCAACUCGUCUACUCCUUAUCGUUCCAUUAUUUCAACACGUCUUCAGAAAGCACAACAGGACUCUCCCUUGACGGCUUCUCCCUCUCGAAAUCGAUCAACCUCGAAACGAGCUACACGAUCUACAUCCAUCCAGCUUUAUCCAUCGAAAGGCAAAGGAAAGGCCAAGGCUGUCGAGACGCCGAGUCAUUCAUUGCCUUCUACACCGGUCCGAUUGGAUAAGGGGAAAGAGAAGGAAGGAAGUAUAAAGAUUAAGAAGGAGGAGGUUGAGAUCCGAGUUCUUCGUACUAAGCCCUCAGUCUCUUCGUCACACCAGGAUGACCAGAGAAACAUUUCAUCAAGGCCUCAAGGAGUUCCCAAGGGCCCAGAUGGGAAGCCUCUUCCCUUAUGCAUGACCUGCAAGAAUGUCCUUCCGGUGAUUUCUGUAGAUUCCAAGGUAGUCUGGGGACUCGGCAUGGAGAAAAAGAAGAAGUUGAAGCAAGAAUGUCCUCGCUGCAUGCGGCACAUGGCCAUUUACGGACAACCUUGGCCUCGAAGAAUCCCACUUCCAGGCGCAGCUUCUUUCGUUGUGACACCAAGCGAGGACAACCCUUCAGUCGAGACCUUGCGUCGAGUUACUCAUAAUGCUUUACCGACUCUGGAUCGCAAACUUGCCGCUGCUGCCUCUAAACGAAUACGGCAUGACGAAUCCAGUUUGGAAGAGCCGGUGUCUAAGAAAUCAAGAUUGAGCCUGUCUUUGUCGCCGGGAAAGGGCCGCAGUCGAGGCAGCGAGGGCAACGAAACCCCGAUCAGUGAACCUCCCAAGCGCAAGCGUGGCCGACCACGUUUAACAUCCCCUCGCCCUACUAAAAAGGCUCAGGUGAUAAUUAAGCUUGAGGAGGAGGAAGUCACUCUCCAUUCAUUCAAGGAUCAACCUCGUCGUUCCAAUGGACAAUUCGGCGGGAAGUCCAAUUCCGUUCCCCGAGCUGCUUCGCAAACCGAAGCUUCUCCAAUUCGUAACAGAGAGCAAAGAGCACUUGAGAGGGAGAAGCUGAGGGCCAAACUUGAAAAGGGCUCUAAACGGUCGGGCGAGUCUGAAGUGAACGAUCCUCCUUCUAGCAAGAGGCGGCGAUGGGAUGAUGAAGGCCACAAGGUUCCUCUCCAAAGAAUGGUCCCAAAGCCAUCACCGUUUAGGACUCUUAGCGGUUUGAUGUCAAAGCCUAACCCGAUGCGCUUCGCUACUCAAGCGUGGGCAGGCCCCUUAGUUGCGGAGGAUGGCGCAUCAUCUGAGGAAGACAAAGGACCCGAUACUCUAGAGGAUGCCGCUUUACCACCUGCUGUCAUUGACAUUACCACUGGCUUUGAUUCCGAGAAGUCCAGUGCAACAGUGGGAAUGAUACCUUCACUGACCUAUAAGCCGAGUCCAUUCAACUUUGCACGACGCAAGUGGUCUUCCAUGUCCAGGCCUCCUACAGAAGAACCAACGCCGCAACGCGAAGACGAGGCUUCUGAGUUCGACUUGGAGAGUUUGUCCACGCUUAGUUCUUCUGAGGCUACCACUCCAAUUACACCCCCUUCCUCAAUAGCCGAAACCUUGCUGGAAACCAACCAGUUCUUUAUGGAUUCAAAGCCAGCGCCAACCCGCUUAAUGACGACGAGCAGGUGGGACGAAGUGUAUUCUUCAGAUGAGGAAGAUACGCUUCAUUUUAUACCCCCGCCCAUUUCUCCCCCAAGCUUCGUCCAAUAUUCGGCAAUUGUUGCUGCAGACAAGCAACGUCAGCAACUUGAUGUUCUGGGGAAGCUUUCCGCCUCUGAUAAAUCACUCACUCGCAUAUCGUCGCGAUUUCUUUCUUCUCAUCUUUCUGAUUCUCCCCCGAGCCUUAUCAGCGCAGGCUGGGACGAUGACUUAUGAUAUAAUGUUAUUGUUUCUCGUCAACUUCGUUAGCGUUUCUUGCAAUUGAACUGUAUUUAUACUCAGGUAAAUACCUAAUUGUUGUAAUUCGCGUUUGAUUAUGUCCAUAUACAGGUCGUAAUGUUAAUUCAUACCCUAAUGUCG